AUGACUGAAUCUUUAUUUGAUACCAAAUUUACAUCUGAGCCAUCAGCGGGCAAUACAGCAGGUAUUUCAUCUGAAGAAAGCCCUAUCAAUAGUACCGGAGUAUCAACAAAUACCAACAAUACCAACGAGAAUGCCAAUGGGGAAACAAACACGUUACCAUCGAUUAAUGACAAUUCUAAUUCAGCUGCAUUGAUAAAUUACAGGGUUUUAGUUUCAGCCAAAGAAAGUGGAUGCUUGAUUGGACAAAAUGGGGCAGUAAUUGACUCAAUUAGAGAAGAGACAAAUACAAAGGCUGGAAUUUCCAAGUUGCAACCAGGGUCUCAUGAAAGAAUCCUUACUGUCAGUGGUACCUUGGACGAUUGUGCCAAAGCAUUGAGUUAUUUUGCCCAAGCAUUAUGUAAUGCAAACAUUGAAAACUUGGUUAACUAUAGCUACUUUCCAUUGAAACAAUUAUCUCUGAAUCCAUGUGUUGAAGGUGAAACUACCAUUUUAAGAUUGUUAAUCCCAAAUGCUCAAAUGGGAACGUUGAUUGGAUCUAAAGGAGCCAGAAUUCAACAAAUUCAAGCCAAUUACAACAUUUCUAUGAUCGCUUCCAAAUCCUUUUUACCAGGAUCAAACGAAAGAUUGGUCGAAUUGCAGGGUACUGUCGACAAUUUGUAUGACUCUUUGAGAAUUAUCUCCAGAUGUCUUAUCGAGGACUUUUCAUCCAUAGUAGGUACCAGUUAUUAUGUACCAAAAGCUUCCAACUAUGCUAGAAAUUAUAGCCAAACCAACAAGAGAGUGAACAAUCAAAAUGCUGUUACCACUUCUAUUUCAUUUGCAAAUGAUAUGGUCGGUGCAUUAAUUGGUAAAAACGGGUCAAGGAUCCAAGGUGUUCGUAAGGUUAGCGGUGCUACUAUUGGAAUUUCUGAUGAAGUUGAAGGCAAGCCUGAGCGUAUAUUCACUAUAUCGGGUACCACUCAUGCUGUUGAAAAAGCAAAAAGUUUAUUGUAUCAUAAUUUAGAAAGAGAAGAGCAAAGAAGAGCUGAGUCUGAAUCUAAAUAA
Molecule: messenger RNA, 1044 nt
Organism: Debaryomyces fabryi
Lineage: Eukaryota; Fungi; Ascomycota; Pichiomycetes; Serinales; Debaryomycetaceae
Exons: 1
Coding region: 1-1044 (347 amino acids)
Biological process (GO): 3'-UTR-mediated mRNA stabilization
Cellular component (GO): cytoplasm; nucleus
Molecular function (GO): mRNA 3'-UTR AU-rich region binding
Source: RefSeq, a predicted model, not a curated record